CGGAAGGCGUGAGAGGAGGUGUCUGCGGUUGCUGCUGCAUGCGCCCCUGGAUCGCUGCGCUGUUCCUGGCCAUGGACAGAACUCCCCUCGCGAGCCCCGUUACGCGCCGUCUCAUUGGUAGAAUGUGACUUUCGAAGAGCAGAUGCUGCCUGUCCUGUUCGCCUUGCUAUGAUGGAUGAGUGGAAACCCAAUCCACCAGCCAAGCCACGAAAGAAACGCAGCUGGUAUCUGGUCUGGAAGUAUAAGCUGACCAACCAUAGGGCACUAAGGAGGCUGUUUCAGACGGGGGCUGUUCUCUUCUUGCUGGUGACUGUCAUAGUGAACAUCAAGCUGAUCUUAGACACAAGAAGAGCAGCCAGUGAGGAAGAGGAGUCAACUCAAGAUUAUGAUGAAGGCAUGCAGAACCUGGAGAUUCCCCGGCGGCCUGUUAACAGUAGGAAAGUUCUGGAUAUUGAAGUGUACUCCAGUCGCUCCAAGGUCUAUGUGGCAGUGGAUGGGACGACGGUUUUGGAAGAUGAAGCUCGGGAACAGGGCAGAGGCAUCCAUGUGAUUGUGCUAAAUCAGGCUACGGGUCAUGUGAUGGCAAAGCGGGUUUUUGACACCUACUCUCCACAUGAAGAUGAAGCCAUGGUCCUAUUCCUAAAUAUGGUAGCCAGAGGCCGCAUCCUGAUCUUCACUAUUAAAGAUGAGGGCUCCUUUCACUUGAAAGAUACAGCGAAGAGUCUUCUGAAGAGCUUAGGAAGUCAGGUUGCAGCAUCCCUCAGCUGGAGGGACAUGUGGACCUUUGUGGGGAAGAAAGGAGGUGAGAUCUAUGGUGAAAAACAUGCCAAGUCCGUGGCACUUUCCACGUGGGGGGAACCAGUCUUGCUGAAAACUGAAGUCCAGCUGACCUCUAUAGAAGAUGCUGAAUGUCACUGGCCUGAUACAGAGUUGAACCGAAGGAGGAAACGCUUCUGUAGCAAAGUGGAAGGUUAUGGCAGCGUCUGCAGCUGUAAGGACCCAACACCUAUAGAGUUCAAUCCUGACCCACUCAAAGACAACAAAAUUUUUGAUGUGCCUGUUGCUGUCAUUGCAGGAAACAGACCAAACUACCUUUACAGGAUGCUACGAUCUCUGCUGUCAGCACAAGGAGUCAAUCCUCAGAUGAUUACAGUAUUCAUCGAUGGCUAUUAUGAGGAACCAAUGGAUGUGGUUGAAUUAUUUGGUUUGAAAGGAAUCCAGCAUACCCCCAUCAGCAUUAAAAAUGCCAGAGUCUCCCAGCACUACAAGGCCAGUUUGACUGCAACAUUCAACUUGCAUCCAGAUGCCAAAUUUGCUGUGGUGUUAGAAGAAGACUUGGACAUCUCCAUUGAUUUCUUCAGUUUCUUAAGCCAGUCUAUCUAUUUGCUGGAGGAAGAUGACAGCUUGUACUGCAUCUCUGCCUGGAAUGAUCAGGGUUAUGAGCACACAGCUGAGGAUCCUUCCCUCUUAUAUCGUGUGGAGACCAUGCCGGGCCUGGGUUGGGUUUUGAGGAAGGCCCUCUACAAAGAUGAAUUGGAGCCCAAAUGGCCAACACCAGAAAAGCUCUGGGACUGGGAUAUGUGGAUGCGAAUGCCAGAGCAGCGGAAAGGCCGAGAAUGCAUCAUCCCUGACGUAUCGCGUUCAUAUCAUUUUGGUAUUGUGGGGCUCAACAUGAAUGGCUACUUCCAUGAAGCUUAUUUCAAAAAGCACAAGUUCAACACUGUCCCCAACGUACAGCUUAAAAAUGUGGAUAGUUUAAAGAAAGAUGCAUAUGAGAUUGAAAUUCAUGGACUGCUCAGUGAGGCAGAGGUUUUGGACCACAGUAAGAACCCCUGUGAGGAGUCUUUUGUGCCAGACACAGAAGGAAAGAUCUAUGUGAUGUAUAUCAAAAUGGAACAAGAAGCUGAUUUCACCACCUGGACUCAGCUUGCCAAGUGCCUCCAUGUUUGGGAUCUAGAUGUCCGUGGGAACCACAAGGGACUGUGGCGGCUCUUCCGGAAAAAGAACCACUUCUUGGUAGUAGGAGUUCCUGCUUCACCGUAUUCAUUCAAGAAACCGUCAUCAGUGACCCCCAUCUACAUGGAGCCCCAAGCCAAGGAUGAGGCAGUCGGUCCUGUAGCAGCAGCAGCAGAGCAGACAUGAAGCAGAACUUGCAGCGUCGUUCAUGUCGCCUUUGCUGUCUGCUGUGGGAGGAGAGGCACAGGCAGCCGUGGAACUCCGCAGGAUCUGUGUGUCAUUUUGUCUGAGGGUCUUAGGAGUAGGGGGCAAAACAGAAGAGCUACAGGGCUCCUGUGCCCCGAGGCAGCUGCUGUCGAGUAUGGAUAAGUUGCCCUGGGAAGGCUCUAGCAGGCGCCAUUUAGUAUAUUUUCUAUGCCGCUGCAACAAUGCAAUUUGUCUCAUUUUUAACACUGAUGCUUUACUAACUGUGGCCACCCUUUCCCCAAAUUGGGGGCUGGGCCAGAGGGAGCUGUUUGAAAGGGAUUGGUUCCUUUUUUUAGGAACUCUUCUCACGCUGCUGCUUCAGGAUACGAUUUUUUUUAUUUAUUAACUCUGUGUGGUCAGCAUCCUUCAACAAGCUGUUUUGUCUUGCUUGUAUUUCUGGUGGUUUUCAAGGAGGGUAUUAUGAUGCAAAUCUAAUCCCUUGAAAACAUGUGGGGGGAAUUCUGUGAAACAGAUGAGCCAGCCUACUGCAGCUUCGCUAAAAGGUGGCCAAGCAGAGAGCUCACUUGUGUGCUGGGGAUGGUUUUGUGUUGAAGGUGGAAGCUGCAACAUCAGGAAGCAACUCCAUGUAUUGGCACUGUGGAAUUCUCUGGUUAAUUCCUUUCUCUUCCCUUCCCUAGUUUGUGUCAGAGGGGCAUCCAUGUGAGAACAGGCCUUUCUGGGUUCUGCCCUUAUCUACCCCAGUGGCCAAUGAAGGCAACUCUUCCUAGCACCAACUCAUGCAAGAGUCAGACUGGCAGUAGCUUGCAGAGGCCAGGGAUGUAGGGCUUGUUGGUACUGUUCUUAGCUGCAGCCCAUGAUGUUGUACAAUGUCCAGGAACAGGACAAAGGACCAGGUGUAAAAAGUGCCUUGAAUGAGCAAGUGCUACUCUAGAAAGUCUUGGUCUCUGUCAGCUCUUAAUAGUACAGAUGAAGAAAAAUGAAUCUAACCAAACUUUUUAAUUCUUCUUGUUUCUUUGGGAAUGGGCUUCUCUGGGUUUAAAAAUCCAAUCCCAGAAACACAGUUGCCCAGUCGAGUUGUCCAGUCAUCGUUCUUGUGUGCAGAGAGUGGUGGCAAUGGCAUGUCACUUCAUAGGCUAUUGUCCUCUCUCUUGGUGGUACCAACCUGUAGAGGAAGCCUCAGUUGAUGAGACUUGGAUCUCUCCUGCUAGGCUGGUUGUUUCAGGCCAAAGUUGCUGAAGCCUGUUCCUCAAAGAAGAGACCUGUGUAUGCGCGCACCCUGGGGAAAGUGUCCAAUUCUUCAGUUGUUCUGGACUUCAGAUUGACUGUGUGGAGAUGAAGGAAGGAAGCAGCAAUUCAGGGAUAAAAGGUGAACAAAGGCUUCCUUUUCCAUAUCCAGUGCCUUAGGAGGCAAAGGUACUAUUUGGAUCUAGAAUGUAAUUUUCAGUGAAUAACUAAAGGAAUGGAAGUACUGCCCUUUAAGGGAUGGUUGGAUUCUGGUUCAACACAAUCCUGCCCUUAACACUUGGUUGACGUUUUUUGUUUUCUGUCUUCUUCCCCCUCCAAGCAAGUCCAAGUCCAAGACCCACAAGGCCUUUCACAAAAGAUGACAAGGUGGAUAGGCAGCAUGUUGUUACAAUGUUCAUUUAAUUUGUUUGCUGGCUAGUGAUGGCCCCAUAGCUCCCACCCGCUGCCACCACUUCUGGAGCUGGAGAGGCUGCUUGAGUUGAGAGCAUUGUGCUUCAUACCUGGUAGCUUAUCAAAAAUCUUACUCCCUACUAGACCUAAAGCCCUGGGGUUCCCGUAAUUGAGGAGGAGAGUACUGGAUAUUGUGGGUGGCUUGAGACAGGCUCUUUACUUUUGAAAAAACAGGAUGUGAGUCGAUACUUAAGAUGUGAUCCACAAUCUGUGUGUCUGCCCUCAAUACAUCCCAUAACUUUUUGUUAGAAAACAGGGUAGCAUGUGUGGACCACCUUGUCUCUGACAGGGUCAGCUGUUAUUAAUCAGGAAGUGUAAAAUGCAUAUGAAACCACCUGAUCCAGUGUAGCAAAUGGGAAAGGCAUAUGAGUAUUUCUUGGCCCUUCCUGUUGCCUUCGAAGUAAAUGUGCUACAGAAGAGGUGGUCUUCCGGCAGUAUGACAAACAUGACCUAGAGUGAAAGUACAGUAGAGUCUGCUUGUGAUUAACAGUGCCUUUCUAACAUAGUUGCACCAUUGUAAUCCUUGACUCCAAUGGACUUACAAGGGUGUAACUCUCCUUAGGAAGGUACUGUAAAUCUACUUAUUUUUCCUCCAUUUAGUUAUACUUGUCUUGCUUGUCUUCAGUUGCAUCAUGUUUCAUUUAGAAAAAUUGGGCCACACAAACUAUUCUUCCUUUCUUCUCCCCUCCCCCUCCCCCCACCACCCAGAUCACUGUGACUACAGGGCAACUCCUCAUUUUUUUGAAAGAAGAGUUCCCACUUGUUUCUCAUGUGUCUCCGGAGCAAGAAACAUAAUGUGGAGAGGGCAUGGGUACCAUAAACUGGACUUAAAAGAUGUUCCUCAGCACAAAUUUAGUUUGUGUUCUUUACUGACAUGCACAGGACAAAGUAUUCUAGAGUUGUAUGGAGACCAGAUGCGAAUUUUGUCUAUCUUCUAAUGAAUGAAAUGGUUCUCUUUAUGAAGCAGCUAAACAGUAGAUUAAUUAUUAAGUGAUAUCAUGGUACAGAAUGCACUUUUUGUUUUAUUUUAUUGUUAAAAACCAUGCCACUUGAAAUUAAAACUGGGAACUUUUCGCACGUUUUUAUCAACCUAGCUCUGUGAGGCCAACCACUUGAAUGAACUACAAGCAUGCUAGCAGUAGGUUUCAUUUAUUUGGUAACAGGGGGCUUGAAAGCCACCCAGGAUCCAAAGCUUUGAUUCACUUGGUGAUUCUGCUUAGAGAAUCAGCAAACACAUGUCCCAUUCAUUUACAGGAACUGAAUUUAUUUCAGAUUCAGAAGGCACAGCUCUGAGAUCUCAAAGUACAUGAUCGGAGAGAAGAAAGAGGACUCCUUUCUUUGGCAAGAGUUCAGGAAGUAUAGGAAUUAGGCAGUAAGAGAUCCUGGUAUUCUCUCUUCUCAUUGUAUGAAGUCACAAGAGUCCUUUGUCUCUUAAAGGCUUGAUAAGGAAAAACAGGGGUCCUUCAGAGGGGAAACUAAAUAGGGUGAUCUGCUGGUUGCUUUUAAUAGUAAGGCAGCUGCUGCCUACCUCGUGUGCAAAACUGGGAUGUCCCAAGAUUAUGAAAAACAAGUAAGGAUUCCUUGCUUUCAAAUGGAGCUCCCUUCCUUACUCACAUAUGCUUAAAGAUCCAUCAGCUUGGCUUUCACAGCACCCAGCAUCCUAUUAGUACACCAUUUUUACCAAUUAGAAUUGACAAGCAGGAAAAAGUAUUUUCAUGGCUUUGUUAUGCUGGGGGGGGGGGUGAAGAAGCUCUUCAGUUGUAAUAUUCUCCUAGCUGCUUCAGUUUGCUACUCUCUUUAGUGCUGCUGACAUGUCAGCCAUUGAAAAAUUGAAACCAGAAGGUAUAUCUGGCUAUGAGCCAAAACAAUUAAGGUGGCUGCUCCAUUAACAUUGCCACUGGAAGUAGACCUUUUCAACUGCAGCAUCAGUCAAGCUGUGUGAUUCUACUUCAUAGUUUUAAAAGCCUAGAAUUUCAAAAUGUUACAUGAAAGGAACAUUAUUCUGCUCUUAGCACUCAUAAUAGGUACAACUUCUGCCCUACCUAAUCAAAUGCAAAACAUUUUGCAAACAGUUUAUGAGGUUGGUGAGUUUUAGUUUAGGGGUAAGAUGUAUUUGGGGAUUUUUAAUAGAGAAACAAGUAGCGAAAACAGCCAUUUCAAGAUGUAUUUUCCCCUAGUCAAAAGAGCAAACAUUGCAGAGUAGGUACAGCAACUUGUAAGUCCCUCAGAUUUUGGAUGUACUCCUAAUGCUCUGUGGCAUGUAAAAGCCUAGCCUAGCUCCAUUUUAAGUCUAUGGGAGUUUUAAAAGCACUGGAGGCCCAUUGUGCACUCUGUAACUAGGCAAACUGGGCCUGUGCCCUUAUCGCUGAUUUGCAGAUUCCAGUGGGAGCACACUUGUCUUUCUCUGCUUUGCACCUAACAUUUGCCAUCCUUUGCAUGCUUAUUGUCCAGCAACUCUCACUGAAUUUAGUGGAACUUAAUUCUCCAUUUGACCUUUAAAUACAGAACAAUUUUUUUUUUAACCAGCAUUUGGAGGAUAGAGACUGGGACAACUGUGUAAAACCCCUGAAGGUUAGGGGAAUUCCUAGAGUGUCAAAGCAUUGCUCAGUGGAAUUUCCCCCCUCCCCAAUUUUCCUCCUGCUGCUCCAUUGAGCAAGAUCAAGGUGGGAGACUGCCUGCCACGCCAGGCAACCUAGUAAGUCUACUUGCUAUUUCUUCAGCUAUAAUUUUUGUAGCUGGUUCCUAUUAAGGACAGAAUGCUAGAUAAAAUCUGCUUGUCUGAUCCAGCAAAACUUUAGGUCCUCACCCAAUCCCAGAAGCUGAAGAAUUAGUCCCUGAAUCACUGCUGCAGGUGGAGGGGAAAUAGGGAGACACAACAGUGGAAGCCCUAGUUACCUCUGGGUGCCCCAUGCAGCUGGGCAAAUCUUUGCUUUCCUAUGAUAUUUUAGCUGGGUCUGAAUGGUGUGUGAAUUGGCCCCCAGAAAGCAGUUCCAUCUAGGGCCCUAUAGUGGCUCUCUGCAGCCCUGCUUUAGAUUGUUUAAAUCCUUGGGCAUGCUGGAACUCCACUUCCGUCUUGAAUCAUCCAGUAUUUUCCAGUCAUACAUGAGCCUGAAACAAUGAGAAUCUUCUAAUAAUAUUAUCCUACACAUUGCUGUUUCUUUUGGUCUUUCUGCAGCUUUCCCAAACUAUGUGUUCUAAUACAUGACAUUAGAAUGUAAAGUCCCUCCGUGGGCUGUGAUCGGGUAGGCCAAGCAGUUCAAACUAUUGGCAGCUUUCAAAGGACUGACAGCCAGUGCAAGCCUAAGAAUGUUUUCCUGGGAGUAAGCCCCCUGAAGAGACCUGGGCACAAUUUUGAAUAGACUCACUGGCUCACAGUUGUUGUCUUGGCUCUCUCCCUGUACUCUCUCUGGCUUUCCAUUCCUUUCCUUUCCUAUGGUCCCCUUUUAAAAAAACCUGAACUGUAAAAGAGAGACGAUGGGGGAAGGGGCUGGCUGCUCCUGGCCGUUGGGAAGAGCGUUGCAUGCAGUGGGGGAGAAGGGCUGCUUUGGGGGAGCCAGUUGUUAUUUUUCCAACAAUAAAGAUGGCAGAACUUGUUUCACAUCCUGUGACUUUCAUGCCUCUGUUCACAGUAAUUUCUUGUACCACAAGUAAAAUACCACCUCUAGGCUACCAUCCUUUUUUUGCUCCUCCUCUUCCUCAAGUGCACUCCUCUUAGCUAUUUGUGCUGUGUGCUAUCAAAUUGCUUCAGACUUAUCAUGACCCUGUGAAUUAACGACCUCCAAAACGUCAUAUUAUUAACAGCCUUGCUCAUAUUUUGCAAACUGGAGCAUUUGUGCCUACUGAUAUCCCAAC
Eublepharis macularius is the source of this 7710-nucleotide messenger RNA. RefSeq names its product protein O-linked mannose N-acetylglucosaminyltransferase 1 (beta 1,2-) (gene POMGNT1). Bases 169 to 2142 code for a protein of 657 amino acids. Gene Ontology annotation, biological process: protein O-linked glycosylation via N-acetylgalactosamine. The record is from RefSeq and is a predicted model, not a curated record. The transcript has 22 exons. Lineage: Eukaryota; Metazoa; Chordata; Lepidosauria; Squamata; Eublepharidae. Gene Ontology annotation, molecular function: beta-1,3-galactosyl-O-glycosyl-glycoprotein beta-1,3-N-acetylglucosaminyltransferase activity. Gene Ontology annotation, cellular component: Golgi membrane.